GAGGUGAUUGUCUAGGAGUAACUGUAUGUGCGCUCAGCACCGGGUCACAACCACCGUGGGAUCCACUUACAGAGAAGAUUUGUGGAGAGCUUCAGCCUGUUUAUGGUGUUACUGAGAAAGGAAUUGUGGCCAUUUGAUAUAAUUCUGGAUGGAAGACCUCUUAUUUGUAUUACAUUGAAUUAGAGGUCAGUAUUUGAAAUUUUCUCCUUGAGUGGCUGUUAUAAGAGGAUCCCGUAAGAAUUGAUUACUGUGAAAUUAGCCAACUACAUAGUGUAUUUCAAAGAUAAGGUAAACUGUUGGACUUGUGAUUACCUGGUUUCUGGUAUGAAUUACUGAACUUAUGUUUGUUUUUAUGUGCAUAGAUAAAGCUAUAUGCUUGAUACUCUUUCAAUUAUAAACUUAAUGGGUUAUAAGAAUUUAUAACUUGGGCUUCAUUAAGUGAAGAAGGCGCUCUUAUACUUUAUCUUUUUGUUUUGUUUUCUUUUUUUUUUCCUUCUUUUGAGACAGGGUCUUGCUUUGUUGCCCAGGCUGGAGUGGUGCAAUCAUAGUUCACUGCAGCCUUGACCUCCUGGGCUCAAGCGAUCCUCCCACCUUGGCCUCCCAAAGUAUUAGGAUUACAGGUGUGAACUAUCAUGCCCGGCCUAAUUUAUCUUUGUUAAGCUUCACCUGUUCUGUUGAUGAUAAAUUCUGGGAGAUGAUGGUGUCCUUUGUCUUUAAAUGGUUUCUGACAAGUUUUCUUUUCUUAGUAUUUUCUACUUUUGUUUGACUCUUAAAGAGUUAUAGGUUUGAAACUAAUGUCUACUGCCUCUCCCUCUUCUUCUCCUAUGAUUCCUGUGGGUGUCCAGGAGCUAUGUGUUUAGUUUGAAAAGAAGAGAUUUCAGAAUAAUCAUGCUUCCCGUAUACUUACACUGAUCAUGAAAAGUAAAAUUUAUUCUGAAAAGAUAGACCAGUUGCUUAGUAAGUGAAAUGUAACUUGUUGUAGAAAUGAUCUGUAAUUUUAGGCCAUAUUUUCUAGGAAGGUGCUGUCAUCUAAGUCUCCCUUCCCCUGGGCAUUUGGCUGUUAAUAAGGGAUUAUCUGAGUGAUAUUUUGGGCUUGCCCAUUCAUUUGGCAGAAUUUUAUUUUUUUAGUGUCUCUUGCAAGAUAUAAUGCUAGGCAUUGGGGAUAUAAAGAUGAGUAAGAUGUGUCCCUACCCUCCUGGAGGUCAUGAUGAAAAGUGGGGAACAGAUAUGAAAAAAACCCCACUAAAAUACAGACUGAAAGAACUGUAGUAAUAGUAGAAACAUGAUGCUCCAACAACGCAGAGUCAUUAAGUGUGCAUAUACUAUCUUGGGCAUUUGCAUAGCACUUAGGGAGUUAACAAGUUGGUGUUUAUCUUGGUAGACCACCUUCAGGCAGCUACCUUUAUUGUGGGUGUGUGACCUCAUGUAACUUGAGUGGGAUUUUCCAUGUCAUUAGUAGUUCCUAGGGAGUAGAGAGUAAAUCUCUUUUUGGAAGAGGUUGUAUUCUCCUGAAUCCAAAAUACCUUUCUGUAUGUUUUGUUGUCUUUUAAGAAUAUUCUCUCAGACGUUAUAUAAGUAAUUUCAUUUUUUCUGAGUCCCUUCUUUGGAAAAGGAGUUCUUGCCAAAUGAAAGGGACACAGUAUUUGGUUUUUCAGUUCAUUAUGAAACCCCUGCCACCCUGUCUCCCUAAAGAAGUAAAGCCUGGGCCGGGUGCGGUGGCUCACGCCUGUAAUCCCAGCAUUUUGGGAGGCUGAGGUGGGUGGAUCACUUGAGGUCAGUAAUUUGAGACCAGCCUGGCCAACAUGGCCAAAACCCAUCUCUAUUAAAAAUACAAAAAAAUUAUCUGGGCAUGGUGGUGCAUGCCUAUAAUCCCAGCUACUCGGGAGGCCGAGGUACGAGAAUUGCUUGAACCUGGGAGGUGGAGAUUGCAGUGAUCUGAGAUCGUGCUACUACACUGCAGCCUGGAUAACAAGAGCAAGACGCUCAUUUUUGAAACGUUGGGGUUGUUGGAGUGGUUGGAUUUUCCCUGGAAUUGAGUGAGAAAUUCAGAAGACUGAAGCCCAGGCUUACUGUCUACCUUUCACGGAGGCCUAGCCGUGAGAGGACAGAAGAAGGCACGUGGCGAAUCAUGACAGCGGACAAAGACAAAGACAAAGACAAAGAGAAGGACCGGGACCGAGACCGGGACCGAGAGAGAGAGAAAAGAGACAAAGCAAGAGAGAGUGAGAAUUCAAGGCCACGCCGGAGCUGUACCUUGGAAGGGGGAGCCAAAAAUUAUGCUGAGAGUGAUCACAGUGAAGACGAGGACAAUGACAACAAUAGUGCCACCGCAGAGGAGUCCACGAAGAAGAAUAAGAAGAAACCACCGAAAAAAAAGUCUCGUUAUGAAAGGACAGAUACCGGUGAGAUAACAUCCUACAUCACUGAAGAUGAUGUGGUCUACAGACCAGGAGACUGUGUGUAUAUCGAGAGUCGGAGGCCAAACACACCGUAUUUCAUCUGUAGCAUUCAAGACUUCAAACUGGUCCACAACUCCCAGGCCUGUUGCAGAUCUCCAACUCCUGCUUUGUGUGACCCCCCAGCAUGCUCUCUGCCGGUGGCAUCACAGCCACCACAGCAUCUUUCUGAAGCCGGGAGAGGGCCUGUAGGGAGUAAGAGGGACCAUCUCCUCAUGAACGUCAAAUGGUACUACCGUCAAUCUGAGGUUCCAGAUUCUGUGUAUCAGCAUUUGGUUCAGGAUCGACAUAAUGAAAAUGACUCUGGAAGAGAACUUGUCAUUACAGACCCAGUUAUCAAGAACCGAGAGCUCUUCAUUUCUGAUUACGUUGACACUUACCAUGCUGCUGCCCUUAGAGGGAAGUGUAACAUCUCCCAUUUUUCUGACAUAUUUGCUGCUAGAGAGUUUAAAGCCCGAGUGGAUUCAUUUUUCUACAUAUUAGGAUAUAACCCUGAGACAAGGAGGCUGAACAGUACCCAGGGGGAGAUUCGUGUCGGUCCUAGUCAUCAGGCCAAACUUCCAGAUCUGCAACCAUUUCCUUCUCCAGAUGGUGAUACAGUGACCCAACAUGAGGAACUGGUCUGGAUGCCUGGAGUUAACGACUGUGACCUCCUUAUGUACUUGAGGGCAGCAAGGAGCAUGGCGGCAUUUGCAGGAAUGUGUGAUGGAGGCUCUACAGAGGACGGCUGUGUCGCAGCCUCUCGGGAUGACACCACUCUGAAUGCACUGAACACACUGCAUGAAAGCGGUUACGAUGCUGGCAAAGCCCUGCAGCGCCUGGUGAAGAAGCCUGUGCCCAAGCUCAUCGAGAAGUGCUGGACCGAGGACGAAGUGAAACGCUUCGUUAAGGGACUCAGGCAGUACGGGAAGAACUUCUUCAGAAUUAGAAAGGAGCUGCUUCCCAAUAAGGAAACAGGGGAGCUGAUCACCUUCUAUUACUAUUGGAAGAAGACCCCCGAAGCAGCCAGCUCCCGAGCCCAUCGUAGGCACCGCAGGCAGGCCGUGUUCAGGAGGAUUAAGACUCGCACCACGUCCACACCCGUCAACACACCCUCCAGACCCCCGUCCAGUGAAUUCUUGGACCUAAGUUCAGCCAGUGAAGAUGACUUCGACAGUGAGGACAGUGAGCAGGAGCUGAAGGGGUACGCCUGCCGCCACUGCUUCACCACCACCUCCAAAGAUUGGCACCACGGAGGCCGGGAGAACAUCCUGCUUUGCACCGACUGUCGCAUCCACUUCAAGAAAUACGGCGAGCUCCCGCCCAUUGAGAAGCCCGUGGACCCGCCGCCGUUUAUGUUCAAACCCGUCAAGGAAGAGGAUGAUGGGCUCAGUGGGAAGCAUAGCAUGAGGACACGGCGGAGUCGGGGCUCGAUGUCGACACUACGCAGUGGUCGGAAGAAGCAGCCAGCCAGCCCUGAUGGUCGCACCUCACCCAUCAAUGAAGACAUCCGCUCCAGCGGUCGGAACUCCCCCAGCGCUGCCAGCACCUCCAGCAAUGACAGUAAAGCAGAGACAGUGAAGAAGUCGGCCAAGAAGGUGAAGGAGGAAGCCUCUUCCCCUCUUAAGAGUAACAAACGCCAGCGGGAGAAGGUGGCCUCUGAUACGGAGGAGGCUGACAGGACCAGCUCCAAAAAGACAAAAACGCAGGAGAUCAGCAGGCCCAACUCGCCAUCUGAAGGUGAGGGAGAGAGUUCAGACAGUCGCAGCGUCAACGAUGAGGGUAGCAGUGACCCCAAAGACAUCGACCAGGACAAUCGCAGCACGUCCCCGAGCAUCCCCAGCCCCCAGGACAAUGAGAGUGACUCGGACUCGUCAGCCCAGCAGCAGAUGCUGCAGGCCCAGCCCCCAGCCUUGCAGGCUCCCACUGGGGUCACCCCAGCUCCCUCCUCAGCUCCUCCAGGGACCCCUCAGCUGCCCACGCCAGGGCCCACGCCCUCUGCCACUGCAGUUCCCCCACAGGGCUCCCCCACGGCCUCCCAGGCCCCUAACCAGCCACAGGCUCCCACAGCGCCUGUUCCCCACACCCACAUCCAACAGGCACCGGCCUUGCACCCCCAGCGGCCGCCCUCACCGCAUCCCCCACCGCAUCCCUCGCCACAUCCCCCGCUGCAGCCUCUGACUGGGUCGGCGGGCCAGCCUUCUGCACCCUCUCAUGCCCAGCCCCCCCUGCACGGUCAGGGCCCACCCGGCCCUCACAGCCUGCAGGCUGGGCCCCUGCUGCAACACCCAGGCCCCCCACAGCCCUUUGGCCUCCCUCCCCAGGCCUCCCAAGGCCAGGCCCCUCUGGGGACCUCCCCAGCAGCAGCGCACCCUCACACCUCCCUGCAGCUGCCAGCCUCUCAGUCAGCGCUGCAGUCCCAACAGCCUCCACGGGAGCAGCCCCUGCCACCAGCGCCCUUGGCCAUGCCCCACAUCAAGCCCCCGCCUACCACUCCCAUCCCCCAGCUGCCGGCGCCACAGGCCCACAAGCACCCUCCCCACCUCUCGGGGCCCUCACCCUUCUCCAUGAAUGCCAACCUGCCUCCCCCUCCAGCCCUGAAGCCCCUGAGCUCCCUGUCCACACAUCACCCCCCGUCGGCUCACCCCCCACCCCUGCAACUCAUGCCUCAGAGCCAGCCAUUGCCGUCCUCGCCCGCCCAGCCCCCCGGGCUGACCCAGAGCCAGAACCUGCCCCCGCCCCCUGCCUCCCACCCCGCUACAGGCCUCCACCAGGUGGCCCCCCAACCCCCGUUUGCUCAGCACCCCUUUGUCCCUGGAGGCCCUCCUCCCAUCACCCCUCCGACCUGCCCCUCCACCUCUACCCCACCGGCGGGACCUGGCACCUCGGCCCAGCCACCCUGCUCUGGUGCGGUGGCUUCAGGAGGCAGCAUAGCGGGGGGGUCGUCCUGCCCACUCCCCACCGUCCAGAUCAAGGAGGAGGCUCUGGACGACGCUGAGGAGCCUGAGAGCCCCCCUCCCCCACCAAGGAGCCCGUCCCCUGAGCCCACUGUGGUGGACACCCCCAGUCAUGCCAGCCAGUCAGCUAGGUUCUACAAACACCUGGACCGGGGCUACAACUCGUGUGCCCGGACAGACCUGUACUUCAUGCCUCUGGCCGGGUCCAAGCUGGCCAAGAAGAGGGAGGAGGCCAUUGAGAAGGCCAAGCGCGAGGCUGAGCAGAAAGCCCGAGAGGAGCGAGAGCGGGAGAAGGAAAAGGAGAAGGAGCGGGAGCGGGAGCGAGAGCGGGAGCGCGAGGCAGAGCGGGCGGCUAAGGCAUCCAGCUCAGCGCAUGAAGGUCGCCUCAGUGACCCACAGCUUAGUGGUCCUGGCCACAUGCGGCCAUCCUUCGAGCCACCACCAACCACCAUUGCUGCUGUGCCCCCCUACAUCGGGCCCGACACACCUGCCCUUCGGACUCUGAGCGAGUACGCCCGGCCCCACGUCAUGUCGCCCACCAACCGCAACCACCCCUUCUACAUGCCCCUUAACCCCACGGACCCCCUGCUGGCCUACCACAUGCCUGGCCUCUACAACGUCGACCCCACCAUCCGCGAGCGGGAGCUCCGGGAACGGGAGAUCCGAGAGCGGGAGAUCCGGGAGCGUGAGCUGCGGGAGAGGAUGAAGCCGGGCUUCGAGGUGAAGCCCCCAGAGCUGGACCCCCUGCACCCAGCCGCCAACCCCAUGGAGCACUUUGCCCGGCACAGCGCCCUCACCAUCCCCCCGACCGCCGGGCCCCACCCUUUUGCUUCUUUCCACCCGGGCCUGAACCCCUUGGAGAGGGAGAGACUGGCCCUGGCGGGCCCCCAGCUGCGGCCCGAGAUGAGCUACCCCGACAGACUGGCAGCCGAGCGUAUCCACGCAGAGCGCAUGGCAUCGCUGACCAGCGAUCCCCUGGCCCGACUGCAGAUGUUCAACGUGACUCCGCACCAUCACCAGCACUCUCACAUUCACUCCCACCUCCACCUCCACCAGCAGGACCCCCUCCACCAAGGUUCAGCAGGCCCCGUUCACCCGCUGGUCGACCCCCUGACUGCCGGUCCCCACCUGGCUCGCUUCCCCUACCCGCCUGGCACUCUCCCCAACCCUCUGCUUGGACAGCCCCCACACGAGCACGAGAUGCUUCGCCACCCAGUUUUCGGCACCCCCUACCCCCGUGACCUGCCUGGGGCCAUCCCACCCCCCAUGUCAGCAGCCCACCAGCUGCAGGCCAUGCAUGCCCAGUCGGCCGAGCUGCAGAGACUGGCCAUGGAGCAGCAGUGGCUGCAUGGACACCCCCACAUGCAUGGUGGCCACCUACCAAGUCAGGAAGAUUAUUACAGUCGACUGAAGAAAGAAGGUGACAAGCAGUUAUAAGUUAUUUAUUUGUUAACGCUGGCUGUGGAAACCCCAGUUCUUGGGGGGAGAAACAGGACUUUUUACAUACAAUAGGAGCUGCAAAAGCAAAAAGAAUAUCUUCUAAAGAUUUCUUUAUAUAUUUAAAAACCCACAACUAAAAAUGUAUCCACAUAGUAGUGUUCGUUUGUCGAGAGGAUUUCCUGAGACUGGUUUGGAUCUCCCUGCAUGACAGUCCCCCAGAAACUUAGUGAGUCCUGGACUGGACUGAACAUCCAGAAAGCUUCCCUGCAAUCUUGGGGUUUGGCUUUAGUUUUCUUUUCCUUGAUUUCUCAGUAGGUGCUAGAAUCCAGUUCACACCCUUCACUGUGCGUGCAGAUACACUGACACACUCCACCACGAGUGCUCCAGAGCCCACGAGGCUUGCAGAUCGGGGGCAUAGGAAUUUGGAAUCCAAGAGCUAUAAUUUUUAAAAAAAAUCUUUUAUUUUAAUACAUUGUAGGAAAUCUUCAUAAUUGGAGAAAGUUCUGCAGCAUGGCUUUUUACGUCUGUAAAUAAAUAAUUUUAGAACAGCCUUUUUUUCUUCCAUAAACUACUAUUGUGAUCUAUUUUUUCCAGCCAUGUCACUAAUUGUGAAUUCCUACCAACUAUUGACAGAAUACAGAGUUGAUUUUUUAAUAAAAAGUUAUAUAUAAUUAUCCCUUUAAUUAAAGGGAGCAAAGGGGCGUUCCACAUGGACAGAGGCUUGGACCGAGGCCUGGUCACAGCAGCGAGCAUCCAGGGUUUGCAGGGACGAUGUUACAGACUCUGUUUUCUGCCUUGCGUUUCACUUGUGUCUGCUCCUAGCCUGUGCUCUGCCAGCAGCACAGACAUCUGCUUCAUCAGGCCUCUUCCAUUUUGCACAGGGAGUGCAGGAGGUGAGUGUUCACUUUCUGUUCUCCAGUGUCACUGUUCUGUUACCACGGGAUGGAAAGCGCGUGGGCCUGUGUCCAUUGUAGAUUUCCUUCUAGAUUUCUAUGUACACACACUUGAUUGUUCUGGAUGAAUGUCUUUUUUAAUACUCCGAAAAUUUCAUCAUCUAAGAAAAUGAUUCCAUACAAAUAACUCAGCACACAAGUGACCCAGGACAUAUGCCUGCCAAAGGGAUGUGUUAGAAGGCUCCCUUCUCAUGCGCAUUGUCACUUGGAUCUUGUGGUGAGGACGGCCCCAUCUUUCUUGCCACAGAUUGAGGCCACUUUUGAGCAAGGGAGAUCCUGGAGUUAAGACAGGUGUUGGGGGCAGCCUGUAUUUUACCCUAGGGGCAGGUCUGCAUGGUGACCCCACAUCGCACUGGUAAACCAUUUGAGUCCCACUCUUCAUCCUGGAAGUGGGAACUGGAGUCCCACCCACAGUGCAGUCAGAAGGCAUGCUGUGUGGGGGCUGCUUCUCAGGAGGCCAGGCCCUUCUGAGCGGAACCGUCCUGGAGAGAGCCUGCCCUCGUUUCCAGGCCGCAGCUGUAACGCACUUUCUCCCAGGCUGAGGGCGGGUGUUCUGGGGUGUCUGCCCUCUGUCGGCCCUGCUUCCUGCCAGGACGUGGCCUCUUCCGAUCCUUUUCUCUCAGACACUGGAGGUCUCUUCUGCCAUUGUGCUGGUCCCAUCCCAAGAAUUGUAGGACAGAGACCACACUGGGUCGGCGGACACAAAGUCCAUCCAGCACCCAGGCCGCAGAGGGAGCAGGAAGAGAUGCUGAUAGUUUGAUCUAGAAACCAGCAGCUACUGGCUCAAAUUCAGGUUCUGGAGUCAAAUAGCGACAUUUCCAGUUUCUCUUAAAAACCGUGUUUGGUUUCAGUUGGGAUAGGCUUGUUUUGUCUGUUGAAAAUGUUUCUAGUUUUUUUUCUUUCAUUUUUCUCUCAUUCCAUUUCUGCCUUAACUUUAGUUUGUUCACAGGGAGGCAAAGCUGACAUGAACCUUUUGUCGUGGGACUUCAGGCCACAUUGGCUUGAAGGCAUUCGUUUCCUUCUGGGGUGGGGACGGGCCGUCAUGGCAGGCUUGUUCCCGUGGCUCUGAGCGAGGCCUCUUCCUGCUGGGCUCCCAGACUCCUGCAUCCAGGCCCGCACCUUCUCGGCUUCUGGUUUUUCUUUCUUUCUUUUUGGUAGAACACAACAUCUACCAUUCAGUUAAACCUUCUUUAUCUCCUCCUCUGGCAUCCAUUUUUCCAAAGAAGAGUCGAGUCCUCUGAGGUCUGUGCUUGAAAGCCGUCCGAAGGCAUUCUUGUUAGCUUUGCUUUUCUCCCCAUAUCCCAAGGCGAAGCGCUGAGAUUCUUCCAUCUAAAAAACCCUCAACCCGAAACCCUCACCAGAUAAACUACAGUUUGUUUAGGAGGCCCUGACCUUCACGGUGUCUUUGAAGCCCAACCACUCGGUUUCCUUCGGAUUUUCCUCCCUUUGUUCGGGGUUUGGUUUGGCUCCUCUGUGUGUGUCCGUAUCUUGUUCGGUGUCCUCGAGGUUGAGCUUCACUCCACUGCGGCAGAGGCAGCGUGCACACUCAGAUUUGCUACGUUUCUAUAUAUCUUGAAGCUAAAUGUAUAUAUGAGUAGUUUGCCAUGAGAUAACACAGUGUAAACAGUAGACACCCAGAAAUCGUGACUUCUGUGUUCUCUCCAUUUGAGUAUUUUGUAAUUUUUUUGAAAUAUUUGUGGACAUAAAUAAAACCAAGCUACACUACAA
Messenger RNA from Pan troglodytes (chimpanzee), 9513 nucleotides. It is a transcript of the gene RERE, whose product is annotated as arginine-glutamic acid dipeptide repeats. Gene Ontology annotation, cellular component: nucleus. The transcript has 23 exons. The record is from RefSeq and is a predicted model, not a curated record. Lineage: Eukaryota; Metazoa; Chordata; Mammalia; Primates; Hominidae. Bases 2129 to 6829 code for a protein of 1566 amino acids. Gene Ontology annotation, molecular function: chromatin binding; sequence-specific DNA binding; transcription corepressor activity. Gene Ontology annotation, biological process: regulation of DNA-templated transcription.